UUACAAAUAUGUUACCAAAAUCAAACUCAAAACCAUCAUAUUUAACCUUUUAGGUUGCGUUUGAAACAUAUUAGUAAUUAGUAAUUAGAUUGUAUUUUAAAAUACAAGAUUUUUAUUGUCAUGUUUUUUUUGAAGGAAAAUGCAAUGUUUAGCAAGAUAGAUGUUAAUUAGACCGUAAAUUAAUUUUGUGUAAUAUUUAUAUCAUUUUGAAACGCGCGUAUUGUGAGAGAGAUCUCUCUCUUGUAAUCGUAAGGGCGACACACAAUACCGCAGAGGCCCAGAGAUCGUGAAAAGGGAACCAAUGCAAGGAGGUUCGUCAGGCAUCGGAUAUGGUCUGAAAUAUCAGGCAAGGUGCAUAUCCGAUGUCAAAGCUGAUACAGAUCACACCACCUUUCUCACCGGCACUCUCACUCUGAAAGAAGAAAAUGAGGUACAUUUGAUCCGGAUUUCGUCAGGAGGAACUGAACUAGUAUGCGAUGGAUUGUUUUCCCACCCAAACGAGAUCUGGGAUCUCGCUUCUUGUCCCUUCGAUCAACGAAUCUUCUCCACUGUCUACUUUACUGGCGAAUCGUAUGAGGCUGCAAUAUGGCAGAUACCCGAGUUGUAUGGCGAGCUGAAUUCCCCUCAGUUGGAAAAAAUUACCCCAAUUGGGGAAAAUGUUGGUAAGAUUAAGUGCAUUCUUUGGUGGCCAUCUGGAAAACAUGAUAAGCUGAUAAGUAUUGAUGAGGAAAAUCUUUCCUUAUGGAGCUUAGAUAAUAUGCCAAGAAAAGCUAUCCAGAUACUAUCACAAGAAUCAGCUGGUAUGUACCACUUUUCUGGAGGAGCAUGGGAUCCACAUGAUGUGAAUGCAAUUGCGGCGACUAGUGAAUCUUCACUUCAGUUUUGGGACUUACGAACAAUGAAGAAAACAAAUUCAAUUGAGCGCUCUCGUGUACGCAAUGUUGAUUACAAUCCCAAGAAGCAGCACAUACUUGUCACAGCAGAAGACGAAUCUGGAGUGUGCUUGUGGGAUCUCAGGAAGCCAAAGACUCCCAUUCAGGAGCUUUCUGGGCACACACACUGGUCAUGGGCUGUCAAGUAUAAUCCUGAGUACGAAGGGCUUAUUCUGAGUUCUGGUACAAACUCAACUGUCAAUUUGUGGUGGGCUGAUGAGUUUACAUCUGAAAGAGUAGUUGAUUCACCAACUAGAGCAAAUCAUCUAGACCCAUUACUACAUUCUUAUAUUGAUUAUGAAGACAGUGUUUAUGGCCUUGCUUGGAGUUGUCGCGAGCCUUGGAUCUUUGCGUCAUUGUCUUACGAUGGAAGGGUAGUCGUGGAAUCAGUAAAGCCCUUUUUAUCCAGAAGAUGAAUGUUCCAUACAAAUGGCACCGAUGCAGUUGGUAGUAUUUCUCUUUUUUGUUUUUGGUGAUAGGUAUAUUUGAAGAAAAUUAGAAGAAAUUCAACCCAUUUCUUGUUAGGUUGCGUCUUAUUUUGUUGGUAUGUUGAUUGGGGUUUCAUGUUUUAAGCUUGCAUGUUCAAUGUUUUUCGAUUUCAAACCGAUAAAUGUACCCCUGUGGCCCCAUAUUUGAUAAGAUGACAACUAAACUCGUUCUGUGGAUUUAAAAA
Molecule: messenger RNA, 1605 nt
Organism: Cannabis sativa
Lineage: Eukaryota; Viridiplantae; Streptophyta; Magnoliopsida; Rosales; Cannabaceae
Product: WD repeat-containing protein DWA2
Exons: 2
Coding region: 302-1348 (348 amino acids)
Biological process (GO): protein ubiquitination
Molecular function (GO): protein binding
Source: RefSeq, a predicted model, not a curated record